Strigops habroptila (Kakapo) is the source of this 969-nucleotide messenger RNA. It is a transcript of the gene DUOXA2, whose product is annotated as dual oxidase maturation factor 2. The coding region runs from base 1 to 969 and encodes 322 amino acids. Gene Ontology annotation, cellular component: endoplasmic reticulum membrane. The transcript has 6 exons. The record is from RefSeq and is a predicted model, not a curated record. Gene Ontology annotation, biological process: protein transport. Lineage: Eukaryota; Metazoa; Chordata; Aves; Psittaciformes; Psittacidae.
AUGACUCUCUUUGAUGGCGUUUACCCCUUCUACCUGCAGCAGAGGAAGGUCUCUGUGUUUGACAUCAGCACCAUCGUAGUGAUUGUGGUCUUCCUAACAUUUGCUUGCAGCUUCCUCCUCAUUAUUCCCGGCAUCCGUGGACGGGUGAGGUUGUACUGGACUCUCCGGGUUCUCUUCAGCCUCGUCAUGGGAGUGGUGAUCGUCACUGUGCAGUUCACGGGAGACUGGGAGACCGGCUGGGUGAGGGCAAACACCUCCUACAAGUCUUUCAGCACUGCCCUGGUGAGCGUGGACAUCGGGCUGCACGUCGGCCUGGCGGGGGUGAACAUCUCGCUCAGGGGAAACCCAGUGAAUCAGGUCAAUGAGACCAUCAACUACAAUGAGCACUUUGCCUGGAGCUUCGAUUCAGACUAUGACCAGAGCUACAGCCAAGGACUGGAGAGGGGGCUGCCCAGCCCCAUCCUCUACGUGGCGGAGAAGUUCACCACGCGAAGCCCCUGCAGCAUGCAGAGGCAGUACCGCAUCUCCAGCCACUACGCAUCCGCCACUCUCUGGGUGGCCUUUUGCACUUGGCUCAUCUCCAACAUGCUCUUUUCUAUGCCUGUCCUAGUCUAUGGAGGCUACAUGCUCCUGGUCACAGGGGCCUUCAUGAUCUUUUCGCUCCUGUCGUUCUCCACUGUGAGGAACUCCCCAUUGUGCCUGAUCCAGUUUGGAACUGCAAUCCUGCACACAGGCUAUGGAGGAUCCUUCUGGCUCACGCUGGCGAUUGGCUUGCUCUGUUUUGUGGCUGGGAUCAGUGUUGUCACACUGCACUACUGCAACUUGGACCUCCUGAAAACUCUCUUUGAUCUCCAUGAGGACAAAGCAGAAGAGUGCCAGGAGAUGGCUGAAGCGCAUGUCAACCCUCAUUUUGCGAAUGGAGAACUCUCUCCCUCUCAGCCCUCCAAACUCCACCCCAACAUCAUCUAG